Hansenula ciferrii is the source of this 1335-nucleotide messenger RNA. RefSeq names its product inositol phosphorylceramide synthase (gene AUR1). The transcript has a single exon. NCBI's taxonomy places the organism in Eukaryota, Fungi, Ascomycota, Saccharomycetes, Phaffomycetales, Wickerhamomycetaceae. The record is from RefSeq and is a predicted model, not a curated record. Gene Ontology annotation, cellular component: inositol phosphoceramide synthase complex. Gene Ontology annotation, biological process: inositol phosphoceramide metabolic process; sphingolipid biosynthetic process. Bases 1 to 1335 code for a protein of 444 amino acids. Gene Ontology annotation, molecular function: inositol phosphoceramide synthase activity.
AUGUCAUUUUUGAUAAAGCUAUUUCAAAGUUAUUUCUUAGAUGAAAGACCCAAUGGUGCUGUUAUUGCUGAUAUAGAUUUGAAUUUAAAUCCUAAAAUCACUGUUGAAAGAUUGAAAAAUCAUAAAUUUACUAAAUAUGAAGUUUUAAAUUAUUCAACAUUAGCAUUUUUCUUUACAAUUUCAUUUUUUUUAAAUCAAUUAAACAUUUUCAUUAAAUUAGGAAUUGUUUCAUUAUAUAUAACGUCAUUAUUGAUUCCUUUCACUUCACAAUUUUUCAUUUAUGGUUCACCAGUUUUAGCAUGGGUUGCAUUUUUAUUUAAUUCUAAAAAUUUAGAUGCUGCUUUUAGACCACCAAUUUCUGUUAAAGUAUUACCAGCUAUUGAAACUAUAUUAUAUGGUGAUAACUUAUCUCAAUUAUUAGCUACUUCAACUGCACCAAUCUUGGAUAUAUUAGCUUGGUUACCUUAUGGAUUAAUUCAUUUUAGUUUCCCAUUUGUUACCGCUGCAUUAAUCUUUUUAUGGGGUCCACCAACUGCUUUAAGAUCUUUUGGUUUUGCAUUUGGUUAUAUGAAUUUAAUUGGUGUUGUUACUCAAGUUUUGUUCCCUGCAGCUGCUCCAUGGUAUAAAAUUUUACAUGGAUUAGAUCCAGCAAAUUAUUCAAUGUUGGGUUCACCUGGUGGAUUAGCAAGAAUUGAUGAAAUAUUAGGAUUUGAUAUGUAUACUACAGCUUUCUCAAAGACUUCACCAGUUGUUUUCGGUGCAUUCCCUUCAUUACAUUCAGGUUCAGCUUCAAUGGAUGCAUUAUUUUUAUUUUGGUUAUUUCCAAAAGCUUCACCAAUUAUCUUGUUAUAUGUUAUUUGGUUAUGGUGGUCAACAAUGUAUUUAACUCAUCAUUAUUUUUUCGAUUUAAUUGCAGGUUCAUUUUUAUCAUUUGUUGUUUUCCAAUUUACUAAAUAUAAUUAUUUACCAGUUAUAAAUUAUAAUUAUAAAAAUCGUUGGUCAUAUGGAUCAAUUAUAAAACCAAAUAUUUGGAAUUCAGAUCCAUUAAGUUUAUCACCAGAAAUUGAUGUUGAAAAUCAAGUUUUUUCAUCACAAAGAGCUAUUAAUAAUGUUGAAUUAAAUGUUAUUCAAAGACAAUCAAGAUCAAAUAUUUUUGAUGAUUCAGAAAUAACAUCACCUGCAUUAUCAGUUUUUGAAAAUGAUUCAGAAGUUCCAAGAUCUUUUUCAAGAGCUUCAAAUAAUUCACAAACUUCAAUUGAAUCACAAUUUGAUAUGUCAAUACCAGUUUCUGCAUCAUCAAAUUUACAACCAGGAGGUAAAUCAAGAUUAGAUUAA